AUGGGUGUCUCUGAGUCACUGUCGUCCGAUUCAAUAGUCAUCUCUGCAAGCAUCUCCCUAAUCUGGUCUCUAUUGUACUUGAUAAUUCCUUCCCCGAACGAAUUUCCCGAUGAUGUGAACGACGCGGUGCGCUUAUUUGGUUUCUCUAAAGUCGACUGCGAAACAUGUGCGCUCUUGUCCAUCAACGAGUCAUCCGAGCUGGAGCAAACUGACCCUGGUUCGUGCAUUUCACACGCAUUCAAAGGUUCGUUCUGUGGAAUGUUACGUCCGCUAGCAACACGCACUAUUUUCCUGUCAAUUUUCAAACUGUUGGUGAAAAUUGGCUUUCGAUAUGACUCCAUGUGCUUCUGCUUUGUGAGCUUGACAUUGUGGUCGUCAACAACAUCGAUUUUGAAAUCCUCGUACGAAUGUGCAGUCUCCAUCUCAAAUGGAGAAAUCGUGCAAUUAGCCUCCACUGCAGGGUCGCUUAGGAAGCUCGUAAUCAAGUAA
This is a messenger RNA of Ogataea philodendri, 489 nucleotides long. RefSeq lists its product as uncharacterized. The transcript has a single exon. Lineage: Eukaryota; Fungi; Ascomycota; Pichiomycetes; Pichiales; Pichiaceae. Bases 1 to 489 code for a protein of 162 amino acids. The record is from RefSeq and is a predicted model, not a curated record.